Messenger RNA from Nezara viridula (southern green stink bug), 3585 nucleotides. NCBI's taxonomy places the organism in Eukaryota, Metazoa, Arthropoda, Insecta, Hemiptera, Pentatomidae. The record is from the annotation of a GenBank genome assembly.
AUGUCCAUUGCGACACCUAUGACAUGGGUCUGGGAGCGGUUCAGGAACACCUUCAGGAGUGGGGCGGUGGACAGCCUGUCGGACCAUGACGAUCAGAGCGAGGAUGAGGGAGGCCCGGGAUGCAGGUGGUGCAAGGGUGAGGGGGGCUGCCCCCAGUGCAGGUACUACGGGGCACUGGUUUGCCCCGCGGUCGGGGCCGGCAGGGUGAGGAGCCAGAGGUCGGGCAGCGAGCCAAUAGUCGCAGCGUACCGUCUGCCUCCAAUAGUGGAGGAUGGACGAGGAGAUCGCCUGGGUGGAAUCAUGCUCGGUCGGCUGACGGGGACAGACAUCGCCGAUCUGUUCUUCAGGCCAGCCACAGAGGCCGCUCUCCUACCUCCCAUCAGGCCGGUAAGGGGCUUUCUCACCCAGGAAUGGGAUUACAGAGGAAGAAGCCCCAGCCCUCAAGAGAGCAGGACCAAGUCUUCUCUCAGCAUCGAGACCUUGGUCGCCGAAGAAGAACAGAGACCACUGCCGAGGUAUCCUGUUCGCCAUAAGACCAGGGAGGACUUCAUGCAAGACGUGAGAAGGGCCGAACAGACUGAAAACUACAUCGCGGUCCAACGAUUCUACAUGAGGUCCUUCGAUUCGUUCGCUCAAAUCAACGCUUUAUUUAAGGUGGAUCGGGAAGAGAUCGGAGGAAGGCCAGAUGAUCCUGGGCUUAAAAUGGAGUUCGUCUACGCCGUCAACGAUGCAAUCAAGAAUAUGCCUUCCAUUGUUCACAAAACGAUCCUUAAAUCGAUUAUAAAUGCAUUACUGGAAGAAGAAAGGCUAUUGUUCCCGAAGGACGAAGUGCGAGCUCUGUACAUCCUGAUACAGAACCCCGUGUUCUCAGCCCAGUCUUCGUACACCAUCUUGGCCCACCUACUGAAGCAGAUAGUGGCUCUAUCUGGCCCGGACCAUCAGCUGUUAGUGCAAUGGUUCCAAUUAUUGGAAGUUGAGAGGAUAAGAUCCAUCGUGAGGAACAUCAUCCAGUUCAUCACGAUGAGGCAGUUUCCUCCGGGUGACAAAUCUUUGCCUCCGCUGAACAAGACCAGGUGGUGGAUACCGACAGCCACCAAGACCUUAGCGCUGAUCAACGCUGCAAACAACGCCUCAAGUCCUCCUCUCUUAGACUACACCGAAUUCUACAACUCCGCCUUGGAUCACAUGGACCUGAUGCAGGACUAUCUCAGCUGGCAGUCAUCUCAGAGGCCUGGUCAGUUCUCCUAUUGUCAGUAUCCUUUCAUUCUCAGCAUCGUCGCGAAGAGAAUGAUACUUACCAAGGAUUCAGAACAGCAGAUGAUAUUGACAGCACGUAGAUCGCUAGUGGCGAAAGUGGCGAGACACCAGGCCCCACAGAUUGACAUAUUCUUUCUCAACGUAUGCGUAAGAAGAGCACAUCUCGUUUACGAUUCUUUAAAUGAGAUAGCCAGCAAGCAGAAGGACCUGAAGAAGAAGCUGAAGGUAUCCUUCAUCGGUGAGCCAGGGCUGGACAUGGGAGGCCUCACCAAAGAGUGGUUCCUCCUCCUCAUAAGACAGAUCUUCCACCCCGACUACGGCAUGUUCGUCUACCACCAGCACUCCAGGUGCUACUGGUUCUCCACCGAUCAAGAAGGCAACUUGAGAGAGUACAACCUGAUAGGAGUGCUGAUGGGACUGGCCGUGUACAAUUCCAUCAUCCUCGACUUGCACUUCCCUUCGAUAUGCUACAGAAAGCUCCUGUCGCCGCCAGUAGUUCCACCCGUCGACACGAGUGGCGUAGGCGUCGUCAGGAAUCCAACCAUUGAUGAUCUUGCGGAAAUAUUGCCGGACGUUGCAAAAGGAUUGAAAGAACUCCUUGCCUAUGAAGGCAACGUCGAAGAAGAUAUGUGCAUGGAUUUCCAGGUCUCGCUGGAAGAAUAUGGUGAGAUGAAGACAUUCAUGUUGAAGCCUUCUGGAGAACACGUUCCAGUGACGAACGAUAACAGGCACGAAUACGUCUCUCUCUACCUGGACUGGGUUCUCAAUACGGCGAUUUACGAACAGUUCCGGGCGUUCUAUCUUGGAUUUCAUAGCGUUUGCGCUUCCAACGCCUUAAUUAUGUUAAGGCCAGAAGAAGUGGAAAUGCUAGUCUGUGGAUCCCCAGCGUUAGACCUGAACGAACUCCGCAAAGUAACAGAAUAUGACGGCUAUAAGCCAGAACAAUCACUAAUAGUAGAUUUUUGGGAAGUGGUGAUAUCCUUAGACGAAGAGCUGAAGAAGAAAUUCCUCCUGUUCACAACCGGCUCAGACCGAGUCCCAGUCGGAGGAAUGAGCGAGAUGACGUUCAAAGUUACCAAAACUAAUCAAGAUCCGGCCAACUUACCCGAAGCUCAUACCUGCUUUAACCAACUUGUUCUUCCUCAAUACGAGACCAAAGAGAAACUCAAAGAAAAACUGAUCAUAGCAAUAUCCAAUGCUGAAGGUUUUGGAUUAGAAUAAUGGGAUUUGUUCUUAUGUAGUGUUUAAUAUUUUAUUUAUUUCGAUAAUUAAUGGUUGUUAUUGUAAAGGCUGUUUUGCAAAGCUGUUUAGCUUUGUGUCGUUGUUAAGAUGGACAAGUAUCUAAACUCAGUGUUGGGCUCAUUGGUGGGAAUCUUUCAGACAGUUCAUAAUUCAUCGAUGGAUCCAUAAAUGGAAUACAAAGCGUUCCAUAAUUCAUCGAUUAAUCAGAUCAGGUUUUUAGAGUCGAUAGGUAACCUCGAUGUUGUUAUAUCUCAAUUUUCUUUAUAUAAAAGGUACAUGGGUUAAAUUAAAUAAAUGAAUUAUUAGUAGAUAUUAAAUAAGAAACAGUGUAGUUAAAAUAUCAAGUAUUACAUAUAUAGAAGAUACAAACAAAAAUAGAAAAUAAGGGUGAAUACAAAUAGGAAACAAAGGUGAAAAUAGUGUGUAAGUUAAAAGUAAACAGAGUGUGACAAAAGAUAAGAAAUGAGUGGAUAAAAAAUUGGUAAAGGUUACAUUUGAUAACUGUACCUUAUGUAUACUGUACGUUAUUAACAGAUAAAGAAAAUGAGGGUUAAGGAAUAAAGAAAUUUAAAAAUGAAUAAGUAAUAAUCUAGUAAAGGUAAAAUAAGAAUAAGAUAACGGUGGAUAACAGCUAGUGGAGGUUACACUUGAUAGGUAAACAGAUAACGAGACUAAAGGUUAACAAAUAAAGAAAUUAAAAAACCAAUAAGAUAACAAGAGUUGUAAUAACGUUAGGAUAGAUUUAUUAAAUAUAUAUAAUUCUAUAAGAAAAAAAUAGAAGAGAAAUUUAGAAUAUGAGUAGAAAUGUAAACAGGGUUGUUAUGAAGAAAGGAACAGUAUAUAUAAAUGACAGUUCACAUUCAGUUUUUUGAAAAUUGUAAUGUAAUAGUAGGCUAUAUGAAGAUUAUAAUAUGGUAUAUAGUUAAAGGAUGGGUGUGUUAAGAAAUAAUCAUAAUACAAGUCAAACAUACCCUGGUAGCACUACUGAAAGCAGUUGGUAGACUGACACAGACUCGAAACAGGUCUGGUACACAUAAGUACACACACCCUAUAAUUUACUUUAUAUAUUUCUAUUUCUAUUUUGAA